Messenger RNA from Plenodomus lingam JN3, 2475 nucleotides. RefSeq lists its product as uncharacterized. Lineage: Eukaryota; Fungi; Ascomycota; Dothideomycetes; Pleosporales; Leptosphaeriaceae. The record is from RefSeq and is a predicted model, not a curated record. Gene Ontology annotation, molecular function: protein binding; mRNA binding.
AUGCCCUCCUCCCACUUGACCCGCCUCGUCUUCCGUAGCAUCACCGCCAACGAGCCCCUCCUCUACCGUGGAUGCUGCCAUGUCGCCACCACCCGCCCGCCCACCUGGUCCCAUCAUGGCGCUUUCUCACUGCCACGCGCACUCGGCUCCCAAACCCAUCGGCGCAGCUUUCUCAAUAUCUUCAAGCCGAGCCGGAAGCUCAAACCCGCGCGUAUACCCGAGGGCCUGAAUAAGAUGGCAGAGGUCACGCUAGCCAUGGAGACUGCCGUACGCCCACCGCCACAAGCCGAAGUAGCAGCAGCAGUCAGGGCCUUCUUUGCACGCCAAUCAAAUCAAUAUGAGAACUUCCAAAUCGCCCACGCACACAAUGCCCUGAAGUACUUGCUGCAGAAUCCAAAAGACGACGGUAGCCCCUGGCUCAGCCGAAAAGAACUGGAUGACGGUAUACUCGAGAGCAUGAUGCGCCGGGAUCCUCGCAAAGUAACUGCGGGCCCAGCUCACCUGCAGUUUGGUCACAUCCUUCUUGCCGAAUUGGAACGCAUGCUCGACGUAGAGGCACAACAAGCCAGGGAAGAAUCGCAGCCAGGCAAAAAAGUCUUGGACCACACCUACGUGCAAAGGAAAAGGAUACGCUUUCUGUCAGUAUACGGAGCAGCCACCGAAGCACGGGCUAUCGCAGCCGCUGAAUUUCUUUAUCAUGCAGACGCUUCUGAGCUGCAACGACAAAAUGUCCUGGCUGUGUGGCUGGACGUCAUUCGCGGCUUUGCUUUGGAACACAACGUCGAGGAGCUGGCGCGGACGGCAGAAAUGCUGCAGACGUUGUCUAUCCCCAUAACCCCGCCCAUGCGCCAUAGACUUGUCAAAGUCUUCAUCGCGAACAAGGACCUGGAGCGCGCAAAGUUUUGGUAUUCGCAUCCAGUGUGUGAUCUUCAAGGUCAGCCCAUCACCGAGCGAAUUCAUGGUACCCUCAGUGCCGCUCUCUUGACAGCGUGUGCUCACAGCGGCGAUCGGAUAUACGGUCAAAAACUAGUGGCCUCGAUCCUGGAGACGAGUCUCGGAGACAAGGAAUCCUGGGAUGCCAUUUUCCUUUGGUCUGCCGCCAUUGGCAAGGGUCCAGAUGAGAUCGAUCGGAUGAUGAACGUCAUGGUUCGUCGUCAUGAGGAGGCGCGGCAGAAAAACCCUUCCCUCAAAGUCGUACGCCCAGAUGUAGAAACUAUGAAUGCCUUGGUCGAAUUUUGCAUCGCCAAGAAUGACCCAUAUGCUGCCGAACGAUACAUAUCCAUGGGAGAGAAGCGUGCCAUCUCACCCAACGAAAAGACUUUUGCCAUGCAGAUGCAGUAUCGCAUCUCCAUCGGAGACUUGGAUGGGGCUAGAGCUGCCUAUUUCAAUCUCCAGGGAGACUUUUCCGGAGCUGAACACAGUGUGGCCGCCGUCAACAAAUUGAUUCGAGCUCUGUGUGCCUCUGAUCUGUAUCACUAUGAUGACUUGAUGGCCAUGGUAGACGACCUGCAUGAGCGCAAGGCAAACUUCGAUCCAGAAACUGUUGCUGCGCUGACUCUGCUUCAUUUGAGAAGAGGUGAAAUCCCAGACGCCCAGGACUUGCUUCAAUUACACGCGUUCCAGUACUCACCCAAACAGCGUCGCAUCAUCCAGAAAGCUCUCUCCCUCUUCAUUCUCGACAGCGAAACCAGUAUUCCGGAUGCAUGGGAUGGCUACCAGAUUUUACGCAAUGUUUUCGCAGAGACUGCAAAGCCCGAACGAAUAGCAAUCAUGCAAGGCUUCUUCUCGCGCAAGCGAUCCGACAUGGCUUGUCAUGUCUUCUUCCAUAUGCGCAACCAUGAGUCUGAAUCUCUCCGCGCUGAUCGAGAUGUCUACAUUGCUGCUUUCACUGGUUACGCCCGGUGCGCAGACGCCGAGUCACUCGAGUUGACCCACAAUCAGCUCAGGCUGGAUCUGUCGAUUGACGUAGAUACCAAACUUCGCAAUGCUCUGAUGCUGGCUUAUGCUUGUACAGAGCAGAACACCAAGGCUCUACAGAUCUGGAGAGAGAUUUGCGAGUCAAAGGAAGGCCCCACAUACAACAGCAUCAUCAUCGCCUUUAGGUCUUGCGAAGGCAUGAACUGGGGCGGAGAGCAUGCCAAGGCGAUAUGGAAACGGCUCAAGGAACAAGAUGUCGAGAUUGACAAGGCUCUUUGGACGGCUUACCUGUGUGCCAUUGCACGCAACCACGACCAUGCCGAGGCACUAGCACUUGUAGAGUCAGUCGAGCACGAGUAUGGCUUCACUCCUGACCUUGCUAUUCUCGGCAACUGGUACAACAUGACUCCCAGUAAUGAAAAGCAAGCUCACGUCGAGGCCUGGAUCAAGAAGCGCUUCCCCGAGGUAUGGCAGGAAAUGGAGGCACUAGGCCACUGGAUCACCUUCGAUGGCUUUGGCUAUCGGCAAUACAACAUCAAGCGUGACCUUGAGCCAUAA